GUUGGCGUUGGCGUGAGGUUCCCGAUUGUUGACGACCCGGCUGAAACAGGCGGGACAUACAUCGCCAAGGCCUCCUGAUCCGUGCAGCUGCUCAACAGCAGUCGCAUCAGACGGCCCCGACAUAUGGUGGUGCCCAUUGCCGGUGCGUGCGGCUGUCUGCAUUGUCACUGCGUUGCCACACGGCGUCCACGUGUUGGUUGGGAUCCCAGGAAUCGCACCGUACGGGUCCUCCAUGCUGCCAAUCCAGAGUCCGAGCAGCGAAUCCGCCGCAACUUUGAGCCGCGAGCACGUCGAGAGAAGUAUGCGCAGCUGGCAAAACAGCGUCACAAACGUCCCGCUAAUGACGUGCACGUGCGAGUUGGACGCGCUGCGGUUCUCGGAAAAGUCCUCAAUCUCCUUCCAGUUGCCGUCGUCGGUCUGGAAGUAGUAUCUUGGCGGGUCAUACACGUGAAUCGACACCUCGCCCUUGGAGUUCGGGUUGCGGAUCGCCUGGUUGAGCAGCGAAAUUGCCGUCUGCGGGUUAGUCACCGUCUCGUUGGUCGGGUCAAUCAGUGACUGUGUUGUGUCGGGGAUCUCGCGGAAUUUGAUACGCGAUACCGCGCUGUAUCGGCAGGACCAUCUUGUACCGCAUGCCCUGGUUGCUAAUGAUCCACUGGAACUCGCCGACCAGCGAGUCGAGCUCCGCCGGCCGGUGGUUUCCGGGCCGCUGCACAGGCUUCAGCUGCGGCAUCUCGAC
Messenger RNA from Linderina pennispora, 736 nucleotides. RefSeq lists its product as uncharacterized. Lineage: Eukaryota; Fungi; Kickxellomycota; Kickxellomycetes; Kickxellales; Kickxellaceae. The record is from RefSeq and is a predicted model, not a curated record. The coding region runs from base 124 to 555 and encodes 143 amino acids. The transcript has a single exon.